This is a messenger RNA of Paramecium octaurelia, 925 nucleotides long. NCBI's taxonomy places the organism in Eukaryota, Ciliophora, Oligohymenophorea, Peniculida, Parameciidae. The record is from the annotation of a GenBank genome assembly.
AAAAUAUCAUUUUAAUAUGCUCCUUUCGACAUCAAAACUUACAACAUCAAAAUUAUCCAGAUCAUAAAUAUCAAGUCCCCAAAGAUCAACGGUCAAUUAUCUAAGUUAAGACUUGGAUUCACCAUCAAGACAAAGAAUCAAGUUAUUAUCUGAUAAGUGGAAUCACAUUCAGAAUGGAAUUGAUAAAGAUAAAUUGGAAAAGAGAGAAGUACUAGAGGAGAGAAUUAAAAUUAUCGAGGAUGUCUUAUCAUAGGAAAAACCAAAGGAUGAGUAGAAAUUUAAGGUACUUAAAGAUUAAGUGCUAAAAUUGUAAGAUCAAGCACAUAAUUAAAAAUCUGAAAGAGAGGUAUAAAUAUCUAAGUAACUAUAGGCAUUUGAUGAUAAAAAGGAGAAAGAUUUUAGAAUUUUAUCUGACAAUGUUGCUCUUUCGUUUGAGUAAGAAAAGAAUGCUAGAGGAUAAGCAGAAACCAAGUUGUAAAAGCAAAUUGAUGAAAGAUUUGCGUAAAUUACCUUAACAAUCACCAGAAACACACAUCAAUAUGAAGAUAGAAGUCAAGCAAAAAUUGCAGAGGUCUUGUAAUAAAUUCAGGUAGUAAAAAAUCAAUUAGACCAAGAGAGACAAUCAAGGUAUGUUAUUUGUAUAUCAAUACAUUAGAGAAGAAUCAGCAGAAUCCUUGUCUGAAUAGAUCGACUCAGAGAUUAAUAAGUUUUCAGAUUAAUUAUUAAUUGAAAAGAAGGUUAGAGAAGAAACACAGGGAAAGAUAUUUAGAAUGAUUGAAGAUGUUCAUGGCAAAUUGCAACAAGAUAUCAAUUUUGAAAGAAGAGAGAGAGAAGCUACAACCGAAGCCUUGCUAAAAUUAUUGGAAGAUGCAUGCAUCAAAAUAGAUAAAAAUUUUAGAUCAUUUUGAUUUAUUAUUAAUAAUAU